Mycetomoellerius zeteki is the source of this 927-nucleotide messenger RNA. Its product is annotated as membrane protein FAM174B. Lineage: Eukaryota; Metazoa; Arthropoda; Insecta; Hymenoptera; Formicidae. The record is from RefSeq and is a predicted model, not a curated record.
GCACGCGACUCUCCACGACAUGUGCGUGUGCGUGUGCGGAGCGUCGCGCGCGCGAAGACGACACGGAACUGUCCGAAGUGUCCGAAGGUCGAAGGACGCAUCGCGUCGCAGAACAGCUGGUGCGGGAGGAAGCGUGACGAGGAGGACGGACGUCUGGUUGUGCGCGCCGGGCGGUGAGCAACAUGGAGAACGCGUUGGAACGUCGGACUGUCGUGUUGUAAACAGCGAGGAGAAAAGCUAUAGUCGCCGCUCCGCCGUUACCGCGCCGUUUAAAUGACACGGCACGAUGACGCGAUCGAAGAUCCAGAAGCUCAACUUCCUGCUGGCGCAGACGGCAGUCUGCGAUGGGAUUUUCCGGGAGAAGAGAAACGCGUCGUCGACGAAUGUGGACGGGAAGGCAGUUCCUAUCGCGUACGAUAAUGCGGAAACGAAAGAGAAGCUUGGCGAUAAGGACAGUCAAAGGAACGCGAUCGAGUCGCCCGUUGACGCGAAGAAACCGGCGGCUGACGGCAACAAGACGCACGACAUAACCUCGAAACCGCUGCCGUCAGACGUCGCGAAUAAAACUGCGCACACCGGGGACACGUCCAGUGAGUCCAGCGAAGGCCAUACCUUCAACACAGGUGCUCUUGUACGUGGUUUCUUAGUCUUCGUGGGACUAAGCGUCCUUGUCAUGGCCUACAUCGUGUUCCGUAGUUUUAGAUUAAGUAAGACACGAGCCCAGUUGGUUCGAAAAUACGGUGUCCUCACGCACAGGCAAGACGUCGAGAUGCGACCGCUGCCACUGGAUGAGGAAGACGAUGAAGACACAACUGUUUUUGAUGCGAGUAACGUUGUGACGAUCAAUACUCAACAUCAAAACACAUAGACGUGUCUCUUAGUGAAAAACACUGUUGCACUAUUAUAUGUCAUCCGUGUAAUGUUCUC